This is a messenger RNA of Leptonychotes weddellii (Weddell seal), 1321 nucleotides long. It is a transcript of the gene IL22RA2, whose product is annotated as interleukin 22 receptor subunit alpha 2. The record is from RefSeq and is a predicted model, not a curated record. Gene Ontology annotation, biological process: cytokine-mediated signaling pathway. NCBI's taxonomy places the organism in Eukaryota, Metazoa, Chordata, Mammalia, Carnivora, Phocidae. Gene Ontology annotation, cellular component: plasma membrane. Gene Ontology annotation, molecular function: cytokine receptor activity; protein binding.
ACAAGCUUCCACAUUGAAGUGACUUACGGCAAAUAUUUUCUGAAGUGAUUUCUCUACUUUUACAAUAACCCUAAAAUAAUAAACAACAUAGUGUCUUGACAAAGUGAAAUUGUAGUGGCUUCAAGGAACCAUGGUUAAGCCCACGAGGGGAUGUCCGGCAUGAGGAUUCUUCAGUUUCCUCUUCCGUCCAGAGCUGUGCUCUCAGUGAGGGGACCACUGGUUGUUCGACCAGUCGCGCUCCAGCCAUGACGCCUAAACGUUGCUUUCUAGGCUUCCUCAUCAGUUUCUUCCCGACUGGUGUCGUAGAAACUCAGUCAGUCCACGAGUGUCUGAAGCCUCAGAGAGUACAUUUCCAGUCUCGAAAUUUUCACAACAUUUUGCACUGGCAGCCUGGGAGGGCUUGCACGAGCACCAGCGGUAUCUAUUUCGUGCAGUAUAAAACGUAUGGACAGAGACAAUGGAAAAAUAAAGAAGACUGUUGGGGUAUUCUAGAAUUCUUUUGCGACCUUACUAACGAAACAUCAGAUAUACAGGAACCUUACUAUGGACGGGUGAGGACCACCUCGGCUGGGAUCCACUCGGGGUGGACCAUGACGCAACGUUUCACUCCCUGGUGGGAAACAAAAAUAGAUCCUCCCGUCAUGAAUAUAACCCAAGUUAAUGGAUCUUUGUUGGUGAUUCUCCAUGCUCCAAAUUUACCAUAUAGAGACCAAAAAGGAAAAAAUGUAUCAAUAGAAAAUUACUAUGAGCUAGUAUACCGAGUCUUUAUAAUUAAUAAUUCACUGGAAAAGGAGCAAAAGGUAUAUGAAGGAGCCGGCAGAGUUGUUGAAAUUGGAGCUCUGGCACCUCACUCUGGUUACUGUGUGGUGGCUGAAAUGUACCAGCCCAUGCUAGACAGAAGAAGUCAGAGAAGUGAAGAGAGAUGUGUGGAACUUCCUUGAAGGAGUAUGGAGUGCUCCACAACAUGGAAAUCGAAAGCUCUCUGAGAAUGGGAUGGCUCAUGGUUGAAGGAUCUCACUGAAAGUUGUGUUUAUAUUUUCUUGAUGAAGCAUUCACCAUUACACCUUAGGGAACUCUUUGUUUAUCCAUUCUUUCUUCCUUUACAUUGUACUUGUAAACUAACUUAAGCAACACUGCUCAAAACAUUGGAAUUUAAAGAGGAGGCAGAGAAUAAAGGGCUCUCUUUAGUUCUCAAUGUAAUAUCCCAACAACAAUCUGCAUUUGCUCUAAGACAGCUAAAUAAACAUUUGAGAGCCCAGGUAAGAGUAGGCAUUUAACAAUAUAUUGUUGGAUUAAUUUUUUUUAAGAUAACAAUUCAGGG